Messenger RNA from Microplitis demolitor, 1635 nucleotides. RefSeq lists its product as uncharacterized. The transcript has 3 exons. Lineage: Eukaryota; Metazoa; Arthropoda; Insecta; Hymenoptera; Braconidae. The coding region runs from base 119 to 550 and encodes 143 amino acids. Gene Ontology annotation, biological process: sleep; regulation of synaptic transmission, cholinergic; positive regulation of voltage-gated potassium channel activity. The record is from RefSeq and is a predicted model, not a curated record.
UGUUUGAAUCAUUAACCAGUGUGUGAUACCUUAUCAGUUCGCAACGUAAGUAACAAGGCGCCACUUCGUGUUUAUUUCUUUAAUGUACAAAAUCUGAUUCACUUCCAACUCAAAGAGUAUGGAAUAUUGUUAUACUUUUUAUUUGUUUCUUCUAUUGAUAUCGGUAGAGGAAAUGUGCGAAGGAAAGCUUUGGUGUUAUAAAUGUAAUGCAGAUUUAUCGAUGGGGCACAAAGGGGACUGCAAUGACCCGUACGCUCCAGCACCAUCAAUCGAUCUUGCCGCUUGUCCUGACAAUGAGUCACACUAUUGUCUCAAAGCUUUUGUAUAUUAUAAACAUAUUCACACUACAGUAAGAGGUUGCGUGCCAUCACGAUCUAAAAGUACUUACUGUAAUUUUGAAACAACACAUCCUGAGGCCCUUGUCACUUGUUUAUUUUGUUCUGGAAAUGGUUGCAAUCGAUCACCGCGUCUAGAAGCACCCUUGUCAACAUUACUGACAAUAGUUUCACUUUGGACACUCAUUGCUACCUUUACUUUACAUAAACUGUGACAUUAUCCGAGUUAAAUAUUUUAUCUAUCAUUAUUUUGAAGGGGAGAUAAAUAAUUCAGCAUCCUAAAUUAUAUUUAUUUGAUGCAAAGUUAUUUUUUAACUAACCAUUAAUUGUAAUUAUAAUUAUAAUUGUUCCAAAUGUCAUCGGUCAAUAAUGAAGGAAGCAAAGUAUUGACAUUUAAGGCUAGACCGGAAAGACCAUUUGACUCUGCAGGAGUUAUAAAUUGAGUGCCACAGCCCGACAAGUUUUGUGCUCAUGUUUAGUAAAGUCUAGAGACUUGAUAAGAAUAAUAAUUAUUAUUGUUAUGAUUAUAAUGACAAUAAUAAUAAUAACAAUAAUGAGAAUAAUUAAGACAGAGAUGAAUAGAUAAAGACGCUGUUAUUGUUUAAGUAACAUACAGAAACUUAAGUUAACGUAGACAACUCUCAAGUAAGCACACAAACAAACUGUAGAAGAGGUCAAAUGGUCAAGUCAAUUUGAUAAUACAUUGCAGGGUUAAAUACAUCGUGACCCUCAUAUAUAAGUCGGCUAAUUCUUACAAGCUCUGAGGACUUCUAAAUACAUAUACAUGCAUAUAUAUAAGUAUAUAUGUACAGAGACCUUAACAUCUUAUAGCCAGCUGAUGAUUAAAAUUAUUUUUUAUUUUUCUAUACUUUUAUUUAUUAUUUAUUUAUUUAUUUAUUUAUAAUUUAUAAAAAUUACGAUAGCGCAUUUAAAAAAAUGUGUUAAAAUUUUUUUGAAUAAUUAUUAUUUUUUUCAAUGAUUACGUGGAUUAAUUUACAUUAAUUAAUGGGCUUAGUCGUCCAUAUUGGCGAGGGGUGUGUGAGUGUGAGGUAGAGAGUUUAAUGGAUGCCACCGAGUAAAUGAGAAUUGUAUGGGAGUCAAGUAUAGCAGAGAGACGACGCAUGAAUUAGUAUUACGUGUCUAAUUAUUUCGAAUUAAGCGUCAGAGAUGAAUGGAUAUUUCUACUGAUUGUAUACGAAUUCAGCUGAUUACUAUUAAUUAUUUAUUAACUUUAUUGAGUUGCUAUAACUCGGUGAUUUAUUUAAUCCUUAUUGUCGUACCUUGUUAUUUAUUAAUUAGC